AAAUUCCAUGACCAAGUCUAGAAACCUCAAAUUCUCAUCAAUUUGGGCAACUUAUUUGACUAAAACCCAACCCCCAAUCGACACUUAAUGCGAACAACAAGACAUUGACACCUAACUUCAACAAUGACAACUACCUUAAAAAAUGACACCUACCAUCGAAUUUGCCUAUAUCAAGCAAAACACAAUAGCCAUAAGAUGAUGAACCAUUGGAUUUUGUGAAUCGUAAUCUCAUAGCAAACUACAUAGGCACAUAUGGCAAUUAGUUGCUCCAACAUAGAUACUCUGCCGGAGGAUUGUGUUUCAAAAAUUCUAACGUACACAUCUCCACUUGAUGCAUGUAAUUUCUCAAUGGUAUCCUCAACUUUGCAUUCAGCAGCUAACUCUGACACACUUUGGAGAAGCUUCUUACCCUCUGACUAUGAAGACAUCAUCUCAAGAACCCUCAAUCCCCUCACUCUCCAAUCUUCUUCUUCAUAUAGACAUCUCUUCUUCUCUCUCUGCCAACAACCUCUGCUCCUAGACAGGGGCCACAUAAGCUUUAAAUUGGACAAGUAUUCGGGUAAAAAAACUUAUAUCCUAUCUGCAAGAGAAUUGUCAAUAACAUGGAGUAAUGAUCCAUUGUAUUGGAGCUGGAGACCAUCUCCUGAAUCAAGAUUCGCAGAGGUGGCUGAGGUAAGAACAGUGAGCUGGUUAGAGAUUAAAGGUAAAAUGAGGACUCACAUUCUAACACCAAACACGACAUACGUUGUUUAUCUCAUCACAAAGGUUUCACAUCGUGUGUAUGGACUUGAUUCUGCGCCAGCUGAGGUAUCAGUUGCAAUGGCCAACAAAGUGCAAAAUGGGAUGGCAUAUUUGUACAAUAAAUAUGAGGAUACUAUGUUUUAUGAAAACCAUAGAAAGAUGGAACGAAACAAAUUGAUGGAAGAUAAUAAGGAAAUUCGAGUUCCAUCUAAAAGGGAUGAUGGGUGGAUGGAAAUUGAAUUGGGUGAAUUUUUCUGUGGUGAAGUUGACAUGGAGGUUAAGAUGAGUGUUAUGGAGGUUGGUUAUAGAUUGAAGGGUGGUCUCAUCGUUGAAGGAAUUGAAGUUAGACCAAAAUAAACAUGUUUGACUAUAGAUAGUAGAAGUAAAACCAAAGGUAAAGGCAAUUUUUUAUUGUUAGUUGUAUUUUUCUGAUUUUUUUAAAAGUAUUUUUGUGAAUAAAAUAAAUAAAUACUAGAAAGACAGAAUGAGAAUGUAUAAUUAUUAUUAUACAUAGCCAAUUUUGUGCAAAAACUGUACAAUUUUUAGAUGUAAUUAUAAUAUAUCGUUAUUUA
Molecule: messenger RNA, 1313 nt
Organism: Medicago truncatula (barrel medic)
Lineage: Eukaryota; Viridiplantae; Streptophyta; Magnoliopsida; Fabales; Fabaceae
Product: F-box protein PP2-B15
Exons: 3
Coding region: 253-1098 (281 amino acids)
Molecular function (GO): protein binding
Source: RefSeq, a predicted model, not a curated record